AUGUCUUCUGAACAAGUCCAAACAAGCCGAACAAGGCUAAUGCAACUCAUAACUGAGGAACUGACACGAUCAAUCAAAAGUGAAGAUGACGUUGGGGGUAUGAAAUUGAUUGGACUCAACAUACAGUCGAUUCCACCAGAGGCUGUUGAGCUGAUACGGGAGUCAGUGGAGAGACUCAGUUUACAAAAUAACAACAUUUCAAAUUUGCCACAAUAUUUCAAUAGAUUAUCUAAAUUAAGGUAUUUGGAUAUCCAUGACAACCAAUUUUCAACAUUCCCAGAUAUUUUAACAACUAUGAGUGAACUUGAAAUAUUGGAUAUCAGUUUCAACAAUCUAAGAAGUUUACCUAAUGACUUGGGUCAUCUCAAGAACUUGAAGGUUCUAUCUUUAAAGAAUAAUAAUUUUGAAAUAUUACCAACCUCCAUCCUGUCAAUAAAGAAUCUGAAAAUUUUAGAAAUAGAGAAUAAUCCAUUAAAGUUACCAUCACAAGCAUUCAUCAACAAUAUACCUCAUAAAAUUCAUUCUCAAGAAUGGUUACAAGAAAUAAAAAACUAUCUUGUCUAUAAUAAAGACCUAAUACAAUCCAAUCUAUCAGAAAUUGAACAUCUACAGAACGGGAAUGUCAAUAUGGCAACAACACCAAUCAAAGAAACAGAGAAACCACCAUUAGUAUCAUCUCAAUCAACAAUAUCAUCAAAUACAUCACAUCCUUCAAGCUCUGUUCAACAUUUAGAAAGAUCAAGAAGUACAUCUGAAAGUUAUGUUAGCUCAAGAGCGGCUAAAAGAAUGGGCUUCAUUGUCAAAAGACCAAAUCCUGAACCAACUCCUGAAGCCGUGAACGAAGUGGAAUCUCCUCCAGUGGAACCAUUAUCAAUCACCAGAAGAAACAGAUCAAUGUCAGCUGCAAGCAGCGUUAGCAGUCAUUCACCAAUACCGUCAACAAUUGACGAAGAUCAAGAGACUAUUGGAAAAGAUACAAAACUACAAAUACCCAGUGGUGGGUUCUCUCCAAUGAAUACUGAUAAACUAGACUCGAUACCAGAGCAUAAAUCUAAUGAUUAUUUCAAGAGAUUAUCAACCUUACCUGAACAAAGACCGAAUCUUACACAGUUUAAAAUUGUUGAUAUCUCUCGAAAGAUUUUAUUUUCAAUUACUGAAUUUCAAUCAACAAUCAAAAAGCUAAAUGCUUUUUGUUCAGAAAAAUCAAUAAUUGUUGAUAUGGUUUCACAGCUGUAUUAUUCCAAAAAUGUCAUUGAUCAUCUCGUGGAAAGUUUAGAGAAAACUGAGCAAAAUGAUGAUGGUUAUGUUGCUAUUGAUGAGAUCUUGAAGUCAGUCACACAAACUGUUUCGAUUUUCAAGAAGAUGAUUGAUAUUUUGCAAAGUAAUUAUCAAGCUUAUGUUAAGAAUGCUGAUGUGUGCUUCAUAAGGAUGUUAUUGUUAUCAUUAUUUUUAUCAUAUGGUGAAGUUUAUAAUGCCUUCAGAAUUCUCAAUCCAGAAUCACAAUCCACCCAAAGACAAAAUAAAGAUAUUUAUUCAAACAACAAUCAUAAUAAUAAUAACAACAAUUCGAGAAAUGCACCACCUCAAUUACCCCCAUUAAAAGUUAAUGAUUUAGGUAUGAAUCCAACCAUUACUCAACAACAACUAAAUGAAUAUGGUGAGGCUGAUCAAAAACUAUACGAGUCGCUACAUAAUGCUUUGGAAUCAUCAAGUCAAGUUUAUGCUGAAUUAAAUGAUGCGAUUUCCAAAAGUGCUAUUGCAAAUGCUGUUAAACCUACUGAGGAGCAACAACAAAAUUUGAAUGGUAACACUAUUUCAAAGAUCAAAGAAUUGACAAAUACUUGUGUUGUUUCUAUGGAUUUGAAUAGAAAGAUUAAAACAAAAUUGGGUUCAAAUGGCUUUAAGACGAUAAAUGUUGUGGAGAAGAAGAAAUUUUUUGAUGAAAUUAAUGCACUGUUGAAAUCUAUCAUCACAAUUCUUGGUUCAACGAAAUCAAUCAUGAAUGAAAUGCCAAUUUUGAAUGAGGUUAGACCAUCGUUAGCAAGUUUAACAAAAGCAACAAAAGAUGUCACCAUCAUGCUUGAAGUCAGUUCCUACAGACUCAUUAAUGAUUCGUUUUCUUCUUUGAAUUCAGCAGUACCACAAUCAGCAGCUUCAAUGCAAGCACCAAUGUUGUCAUCAAUCCCAUCAGUUAUGUCAAUUCCACAGAUGAAUACACCAUUUUUAGGUAUGCCUUCUGUUCAUACUCCUUUACAGAGUGCUGCUGUUACGCAUCCAAAUUCGAAUCCAUUUGAAGCAACACUAGCUAAUAAUUUACAACAUGAAGAAAACUUAGAUACGAUCAAAUAA
Hansenula anomala is the source of this 2349-nucleotide messenger RNA. It is a transcript of the gene SOG2, whose product is annotated as Sog2p. NCBI's taxonomy places the organism in Eukaryota, Fungi, Ascomycota, Saccharomycetes, Phaffomycetales, Wickerhamomycetaceae. Gene Ontology annotation, molecular function: protein binding. The record is from RefSeq and is a predicted model, not a curated record. The transcript has a single exon. Bases 1 to 2349 code for a protein of 782 amino acids.